Molecule: messenger RNA, 552 nt
Organism: Ipomoea nil (Japanese morning glory)
Lineage: Eukaryota; Viridiplantae; Streptophyta; Magnoliopsida; Solanales; Convolvulaceae
Exons: 1
Coding region: 1-552 (183 amino acids)
Source: RefSeq, a predicted model, not a curated record
AUGCAUUACCAAGUUGACCUCGUGGAAUGGACAGAAGGGCUUGAACACUUCGGCGUGUAUGAAGCAAUCCGCCCUCACAAUCCUAGUAAUUUUGCCAUGAGGUUCAUUUGGAAGAGAUUUAUCCCGCUGAAGUUUGCUUUUACUACAUGGUUAUGCUUGCAUGGAAGACUUCCUAUAAAGAACGCCAUCAACUUCAUUGAUAUUGACAAGAAGUGUUCUUUAUGUGAAGUAGCCAUGGAGAAUAUCAACCACUUAUUCUUCACUUGCACAUUCUCUAAACAGGUGUGGGAAAAUCUAAGUAAAUGGGUUGGCAUUACAAGGAACACGUUUUUGAUAAACGGAGCAAUCAAACGGAACCAUAGAGAUUCGCGAGGAACCCGUCCUCGGUCAAAAAUGUGUGUACUUGCAAUCAUGGCUUCGGUCUUUCAUUUAUGGAGGACGAGAAAUGCUCUCUACUAUGAUAAUGUAGCUGCAGAUGUUAACCGUACAUCCACCACCAUCCUUAAGAAUGUAUACCAAGUGAUGUACAAGUUUUAUCCAAAUAUGGGGUAG